Fulvia fulva is the source of this 438-nucleotide messenger RNA. RefSeq lists its product as uncharacterized. The transcript has 2 exons. The coding region runs from base 1 to 438 and encodes 145 amino acids. NCBI's taxonomy places the organism in Eukaryota, Fungi, Ascomycota, Dothideomycetes, Mycosphaerellales, Mycosphaerellaceae. The record is from RefSeq and is a predicted model, not a curated record.
AUGUCCACCUCUCCACAUCCCGUCAGCGACGAACACAGCCCUCCGGCCACCACACUCGAAACCCUACCCGACUCCCUCUACCCCCACGUAACCUCCAACGACCCAAUCCUCUUCCACACCACCCGCCCCUUCGGCAAAAAACGAGUCGUCGCAAUCCCGAAAAACGUCCUCACCCACCACGCCCCCAACUGGCCCUCCAUCGCAACCCCAAUCCCGAACACGGUCGGCGAAUACACCAUCCACCCCUCCGACGAGGCGACUUUCGAGGAUGUAUCGAUUCUUCUUCGUGUCUUGGAGUUCGGGCUUCGAAUUGGAGCGGCGGAGUUCAAGAAUGUCGUGCGCGAGAGGAUACGGCGUGUUUUGAAGAGAGGCGCGAGGGAUCUUCUUGAGAUUGAGAGGGUUCUGCGGUCGAGUGUUGUUGGGAACGCGCGGAGAUAG